Messenger RNA from Macadamia integrifolia, 1331 nucleotides. Its product is annotated as tRNA-dihydrouridine(16/17) synthase [NAD(P)(+)]-like. Gene Ontology annotation, molecular function: tRNA dihydrouridine synthase activity. NCBI's taxonomy places the organism in Eukaryota, Viridiplantae, Streptophyta, Magnoliopsida, Proteales, Proteaceae. The record is from RefSeq and is a predicted model, not a curated record.
AUUAUGCUCUUGGAUUCCUCUUUUAUUCCAAGUUUCUAUCUAUAUUAUUUUUUCUCCUAGGUGCAAUUGAUUUAUUUCCCCUGUGCACUUUCAACCUAGAUUGUUGUAACACCACAAUUAUCUGAGGAUAUGUUGUCACUAUGUUUUGCAGGUGUCCACAGCGCAUUGCCAGGAGAGGAAACUAUGGGGCUUUUCUAAUGGAUAAACUCCCUGUCAUUAAAUCACUAGUAGAGAAAUUGGAUCUCAAACUUCACGUUCCUGUUUCAUGCAAAAUCCGUAUCUUCCCAAAUUUACAAGAUACUAUCUCAUAUGCUAUGCUUGAGGAAGCUGGGUGCUCUCUUUUAGCUGCCCAUGGUCGAACUAGAGACGAAAAAGAUGGAAAGAGUAACCGAGCUGACUGGAAUGCCAUCAAGUCUCUAAAAAAUGCUGUCAGGAUACCGGUCCUGGCAAAUGGAAACAUACGCCAUGUGGAUGAUGUCCACAGCUGUUUGGAGGCGACGGGUGGAGAUGGCGUGCUUUCAGCUGAGUCUCUGCUGGAGAAUCCAGCUCUCUUUGCUGGAUAUCGGACUGCUGAAUGGGCAGAGGGCAGUGAUGACAGCAUGUUAGAUGCAGGACUAGACCAGGCAGAUUUAGUAAUCGAGUAUUUGAAACUCUGUGUGAGAUAUCCGGUGCCAUGGAGGAUGAUCCAUUCUCAUGUGCACAAGAUGUUGGGAGACUGGUUUAGGAUUCAUCCGCAUGUGAGGGCGGGUCUCAAUGCACAAUCCAUACUCACCUUUGAAUUUUUAUAUGAUUUGGUAAAUCGGCUUAAGGAGUUGGGCACGAGGAUUCCACUUUAUACAAAGGAUAGUGAUGCAGGAAGGAUUUCAGAAAAUGGAGUUGCCACAUUUAAUGCUGGAGUUUGAGCAUCUGACAGGAAGAGUUCAGGUGCCCAAUCAAAUUGGAUACCUGGUGAAACUGCGGCCAGAUAAUGCUGCCUCAGUAAUUUUUCUCUUGGCUUCAUCUAACUGUACAGCCCUCAUCAUUCUUUUUCUUUCGUUUAGAACUUAAAGUUUUUAUGUUCAUCUUGAAUUGAUGCAGUGAUCUAGUGAUAUGGGAUGCUGUAAUGUCGGUGGUCGAGGGGAGUUGUCGAAUUGUAACCAAAGAAGCCUAUAUUUAUAUAUUUUUGUCUGGAUUUUGUUAAAAGAAAAAGGAGAAGAAACUGCAAUAGUGGUUAUCAUUGCCUAUUCUUUUUUUAGCAGUAUAGGGUCUGCCGAAUUGCUUUUCUGGUCAUUUUUUUUCUCCUGAUCAGAAGAAUGACAUGAAUCUAUAAUAUUGAAAUGUAUUGUUUUGUG